UGAUAGACUGGCGAGCACACAUGCGAGAAGCACAGGUCCUUAAAAUUUCAUGCUGGUGUUGGAGACUACGCACGAUGUCACCGGUCGAGUUAAAUAUAGUCGCAACCUUGGGAAGGAAUGCCCCACAUCCUGGUCCAAGCUUCCGGACUCCAGCGCCGAAAACCACCUGGGCAACGCCUCCUUUUCUUUAGGCAGCAUCACCUCCACCAUUGACACAAUUGCUGCGUCCAAUGCGUCGCUCAAUAUUGUAUCGUGCGCUCAGGAUCAUUUUAUUUGUGUGGAUUCUUACAGUCACCUUCUGGUCGUUGCUGCCUUCGCCAACGAUCCCCUACACGCAAGAGGCCCUGAAUAACGAAAAGACGCUAAAGACAUCGCAUACUCUGAUAGUUGUCGAUGACUAUCCAACCAUUUACCAAGGUUCCUCCGAAAGCAAUGGGUUCGGCCAUCUUAUCUUCGAGUGGCGGAUAUCGAGGCAGCUGAACCCAGAGAGCGAGGUGGAGCUCACGCUCAGAGUAGCCGAGAACGACCCGAUCAACCUCGCAGACCUGAUGAGAAAGUCGGCAGCGUUCCAUCUCUCAAGGACUAAACAUGAUGCUGUCCGGACGCCUUUCUUUGAUCUCACGCAUUUGGACUAUAAAGUUGCUUGUGUGGAUGAUAUUAAAAAUUCCGACGUGUGUCUCCCGUGGUUUGAUCGUAGCGACAAGGCUCUCCUCACGCACAGUAAUCACGAUGGCACCUGCACAAUCUCUCUGCGUAUCGUCGUAGAUGAGCACGGAGUAGUAGAACUCUGGCCAGCUUCAUUCAUCGAGAACGCACUUGCACAGCUAGAGAAAGUACGAUUGAAACCAGAAGCCGUGGACUAUGAAGAAGGCCAACUGCUAGAAGAAACAAUCCAGUUUUUGCGGGAGUCUGGUCACCCGAUCAUGCAGCUAGAAGGCGGAGAUAUGACCACGCUGGAAGAACUCCACGUACCAUACGUGAGAGGCAAUCUUCCCUCAAAGACGUAUCCCAUUCGGAAGGCAAUGCUGGUGCGCCUUGGUCCAGUCUUACGUGUCGCUCUGAUUCCUGUUUUUGGAAUCAUAUACUUGCUGUCUACCUUUUCUACAGUCAUUCUAUUCAUCCUGUACAACGGCACACUCUCUUGUGCGGGAAUAAUGCUGUCGGCCUGGUUGCGGGCUGGACGACCAGAAUUUUGGCCAUGGACUCAAAGAUUUCGGCUGACGAGGUGGAUGUACUUCAGAUCGCAGAAUCAAAAGACGAUGUGGGGACCAGCGGGACCCGUUGAGUCGAGAUCAGCGGUACGCAAAGAGUGGACUCGGAAUGGAUUUGUUGGGCUUGAAAGACCCAAGACCGCGAGGCUUGAGAGAGGAUUUAAUGCGGUAUGAUGAUGAUGGAAAGAUCAGUACACUAGCUGCCAAGUACUAUGCCCAGUAUGUGUACAUGGAGCACCUUGCAGCUGAGUCGUUAUUGUGGUUGGUCUGACAAGAAUCGUCAAUGCCUUAGGGUUAGCUCUACACCUGGGCAGCCGCGCUGCCUGGAAGCGAGCUAAGCGCGCCCAUUCCUCUGCAUCCGG
This is a messenger RNA of Paraphaeosphaeria sporulosa, 1573 nucleotides long. RefSeq lists its product as uncharacterized. The transcript has a single exon. Lineage: Eukaryota; Fungi; Ascomycota; Dothideomycetes; Pleosporales; Didymosphaeriaceae. The coding region runs from base 231 to 1385 and encodes 384 amino acids. The record is from RefSeq and is a predicted model, not a curated record.